AUGGAUCCUGCUCCUCAGAAGGAUCAAGAUCGGGUCAUCCCAACUGUGCUGGAUGCAGGAGAGACACCAGAGGGGGAUAGCUUGGGUGGUCAGCCACUAUCUCCCAAGGAUGAAAGGAUUGUUGCUGGGAAUCCCCCCUCUGAUGUAUCAGUCAUAGGGCCUGCAAGGUCUGCCAUUGAGCGACCACAUACUACAGAUGCAAGUGAAGGUCUUCGCAUUAUACCUCCAAAUGAUGUUUAUACUCAUCAUGAACAGAACUUCUCUUAUGGAAGUUAUGGCAAUGGAACCGGUACGUGGGAUGGAUACGCUCAAUAUCCUAGCUCUGCUGAGGGUUUACAUAUGUCUCCUGUGAUAUAUAAUGAUAACUCGUCUCUUGUUUAUCCUUCUGGGUAUGGCUUCAAUCCUGAUAUGACAUAUGGGCAGUACUCUCCUGUUGCCACACCUGUGCCUUCCAUAAUGCUUGAUGGUCAACUAUACUCUCCUCAGCAGAUCCCAUUCUCACCAUCUUUCUAUCCCCAACAUAACCCAAAUUUCCCUUCCUCUUUCCCUGUCUCGCCAUCGGAGUUUAUGGCAUCAGAAAGUAAUAAUGAAAGCUUGAUGUUUGGGCCUGGCUCCGGUUACUUUGUGCAUUAUGGGUCUUUCGGUGGGGGGAGCAUGUCUGGUGCACCUGGUACCAGUCCAUUAACAUCUCCUGCUGCUUAUCAUCAACCUAUGGGUAUAUUGGGUCCAUACGAGCACCAUGUUGGACAGAUUUCCCAACAAAGACCAGUGCAUGGAUAUGGAUCAACUUCAACUUCCUCUAUGGGAAGAUAUCAGCGUGUGGGAUCAUAUCAGGCCUCUAACUUUGGUGGCAGUUCUGUUUCUUAUGCUGGAGAUAGGACACGGUUCGGUCUUGAUAAGGGUAGAAGAAGAGAAAGAGAGCAAGAAUCACUUUAUUUUGCGAGCGAGUCUUUUGGGUUUGAUCGUAAUCGAGGACCUCGGGCUUCAAAAGUUAGAAGUAAGACUGCCACUGAGCAAGCUUAUUCUGGUAAUGGGAUUGUUGAAUCAUCAGGGUCCGAUGCUACGUCAAGUUUAUACAACCGUCCAGAUUUCGCGACUGAUUAUGAUAAUGCAAAGUUUUUCAUAAUAAAGUCGUUCAGUGAAGAUAAUGUGCAUAAAAGUAUCAAAUAUGGGGUAUGGGCUAGCACACCUCACGGGAACAAAAAGUUGGAUGCUGCUUAUAGCCAGGCGAAGGAGAUAGAUGCUAAAUGUCCAGUAUUUCUCUUGUUUUCGGUCAAUGCUAGCGGACAGUUCUGCGGGGUAGCUGAAAUGCUUGGCCCUGUGGAUUUUGGCAAAGAUGCUGAUUACUGGCAGCAAGAUAGGUGGAGUGGCCAGUUUCCAGUUUGCUGGCAUAUUGUUAAAGAUGUUCCGAACAGUCGAUUUCGUCAUAUAAUCCUUGAAAAUAAUGACAACAAACCUGUUACUCAUAGUCGAGACUGUCAAGAGGUGAAACUAGAACAUGGGAUUGAGAUGUUGAAUAUAUUCAAGGGUCAUGACUCACAUACAUGCAUCCUAGAUGAUUUUGAAUUUUAUGAUCAGCGGGAGAGAACUUUGAAGGAAAGGAGGAGCAAGCAGGAAACGAUUCUCGCUAUGGAUUCUUCAGCUUUACUUGGUUAUGAGACCCUUAGUAAGGUCUCUGACACUUUUGCAGAAGGACUUAAGUUGGAUGAUGGUGCUAAAGAAAAGGCAGCAGGUGAAGCUGCUACUGGCUUAAUCACUGAUGUUGUACAAUACCCUGCUGCAAAUGAUUCCGGUUCUGCUGUGGUGGCUGUCAGCAAUGCAUCCAACCCUAUUGUAUCAUCUGACAAGGAUUUUGUCAUAACUAAAUCAUCUGAUGGAUUGAAUUUGGACGAUGAUGACAAGAUAGUGCAGAAAGAUGAAUUGGGUGUUGAUAACCAAGAUUCAGCUCAUUGGUAA
Molecule: messenger RNA, 1956 nt
Organism: Linum trigynum
Lineage: Eukaryota; Viridiplantae; Streptophyta; Magnoliopsida; Malpighiales; Linaceae
Source: the annotation of a GenBank genome assembly